Pyricularia oryzae 70-15 is the source of this 1050-nucleotide messenger RNA. Its product is annotated as alpha-L-arabinofuranosidase axhA-2. NCBI's taxonomy places the organism in Eukaryota, Fungi, Ascomycota, Sordariomycetes, Magnaporthales, Pyriculariaceae. Gene Ontology annotation, biological process: L-arabinose metabolic process. Gene Ontology annotation, molecular function: alpha-L-arabinofuranosidase activity. The record is from RefSeq and is a predicted model, not a curated record. The transcript is spliced from 2 exons. The coding region runs from base 1 to 1050 and encodes 349 amino acids.
AUGCAAAGGCUCGGCCACGCCCUGACGAUCAUCCCACGAACCUUUGCCAGCUCAGCUCCAUUCCAACGAUUCAUCAUGCGCUUCUUCGAGACCGGCGUUGCCUUCCUGGCCUCGGCCGCUGCCGUUUCGGCGCAGUGUGCCCUCCCGUCUACCUACCGCUGGACGUCGUCAGGGGCGCUGGCUCAACCCAAGAACGGCUGGGCUUCGCUCAAGGACUUCACCUACGCCAACUACAAUGGCCGGCACCUGGUUUACGCCACGAACCACGACCAGGGCACGAAAUGGGGCUCGUUCGCGUUCGGGCUCUUUGACAACUUCAACCAGAUGGGCUCCGCGUCCCAGACCGCCAUGAGCCAGGCCGCCGUGGCCCCGACGCUCUUCUUCCACCGUCCCAAGAACGUGUGGGUUCUGGCCUACCAGUGGGGGCCCACCACGUUUUCCUACAAGACGUCCAGCAACCCGACCAACCCCAACGGCUGGUCGGCGGCCCAGCCGCUCUUCACGGGCCAAAUCACCGGCUCCAGCACCGGCGCCAUCGACCAGACCGUCAUCGGCGACGGCACCAACAUGUACCUGUUCUUUGCCGGAGACAAUGGCAAGAUCUACCGCGCCAGCAUGCCCAUCGGCAACUUCCCCGGCAGCUUUGGGUCCAACUACCAGACCGUGCUGUCCGACACCACCAACAACCUGUUCGAGGCCGUGCAGGUAUACACCGUGCAGGGCGGCACCGGCAACGCCAAGUACCUCAUGAUCGUCGAGGCCGUCGGGUCCAACGGCCGAUACUUUAGGUCUUUCACCGCCGCCAGCCUCGGCGGCAGCUGGACGCCCCAGGCCGCGACCGAGUCGAACCCCUUUGCCGGCAAGGCCAACAGCGGCGCCACCUGGACCAACGACAUCAGCCACGGCGACCUCGUCCGCAGCAACCCCGACCAGACCAUGACCAUCGACCCUUGCAACCUGCAGCUGUUGUACCAGGGCCGUGCACCCAACUCGGGCGGCGACUAUGGCAAGCUGCCUUACCGCCCUGGGUUGCUGACGCUCCGUCGUUAG